This is a messenger RNA of Xenia sp. Carnegie-2017, 4496 nucleotides long. RefSeq lists its product as uncharacterized. NCBI's taxonomy places the organism in Eukaryota, Metazoa, Cnidaria, Anthozoa, Malacalcyonacea, Xeniidae. Gene Ontology annotation, biological process: protein folding in endoplasmic reticulum. Gene Ontology annotation, cellular component: cytoplasm; membrane. The coding region runs from base 190 to 4053 and encodes 1287 amino acids. The record is from RefSeq and is a predicted model, not a curated record. The transcript is spliced from 12 exons.
UGAAGUUUUGUUUUCUGUGUGAUGAUGAAGUCUGUGUACAGCUUUCUUCAUUCGAUAUAUUUGUGACCCGUUUUUUUCGUCGAACGACACAAUGUUUUAUAUGAAGCUAAUUAUUUCUUGCGGUAAAAGAAAUAUAUACAAAUAUGAAUUUAUAAAUUUAUAUACUUGAAUUUUUACACUGGAGAAAUUAUGAAGAGACAAUGUGCUCUUUGGAUCGGAACAAUAUGGUUUAUUGUUGUUAUGAUAAGGUUUCCAGAAAAUGACAACUUGGUUCAGGCUGAGAAGGAAAUUGAUGGGCUGAAGAAAAAUAGAUUGCAGAAUGAGGAAAUUUCUCAAAAACAGGCUGAUUAUGUCACAGCUCAACAAGAACGCCCUGAAAGUUCAUCAAUUGAAGAGUACCAAGAUACCAUGACACCCCACGUUUUACAUCAACGUACAUUUACUGUACCACCCUUUGUUCUUCUAGCUACGCCUUGUGAAAGUGGACAAGUAAUGUCAACACUUUCAGAGCAGAAAUCAAAACAUGAAUCAUUGGAGAAAGACAAAAUAUCAUCAGCUUAUUUUCACAAGAACGACGAUGUAGUGUCAAUGGCUUUUUCAAAUGCAGAUAAAAUGUCUGAUAAUGAAAUAUCAAGUAUGCACCAGGUGAAUAAGGAGGCAGAUUAUUUAGAACAGCUUGUUAAUACAUUGGAGCGGACUAAACCCAAUAGCCAGAAUGGCGAUUUUAGGACGGGGACUUCAGUUGUUGUUGACAUUCUUACUGGAUCUCAAAAAACUGGUUACGAAGACAGCAAUGUGGGCUCAUUCCAUGCAGCAGAUUUGUGGCAAUAUGAAAAGGAAGUGGAAGAACCAUCAAAGGAAUCGUCAUCCGCACGUCGCGAUAUCUCAGAACCCACAGUUGGUGAAGACAAAUUACACUUCGCCAAAAAAUUAUCAUCAAAUGAAAAAAAUUCAAGUAACCCCUUAACAGCUAAUGAAGACAAUGUAAACUCUCUUAGUAAGGGAAGUGUUCAACGAAUUGGACAUGAAGACUAUUCACCUUUAGAAACAAUGGAUGCUAGAAAUGUUCCAGAGAAUGUUAAUAAUGUUGAAGAAAACGAGAAUCCAUUGUCUGAUGGUAGCACAAAAGAUGAUAUUGAAGUCUUGCAGAGUAAAAACGAACAUGCUCGCGAUGAUAUGCCAUCUUUCAAUGAGUGGAGUCAAAAAUUCUUAGCUCAAGAAGAAGAAAAGAAAGUUGCUCACAUUAACGAUAAAGGAACUGCAGAAGAUGGAAGUCAACCAAAGAAAAAGAACAUUGAUCGCAAACAAAACAAUUAUGCGUCCGUUGAUUGCGGGGCAAUAAUCUCUGAAACAAACCCAGAGGCGCAAAACUCUCAUUCUGUUCUUCUCGAGAACAAGGACUUAUAUAUGCUGAACCCGUGCAGUGCUAAAAUUUGGUUCGUUGUUGAGUUGUGUGAUCACAUCCUCGUGACAUCGUUACAACUGGCUAAUUUUGAGAUGUUUUCGUCAACAAUUUCAAAAUUUCAAGUGUCUUUUAGCACACGAUAUCCCACUAGAGAAUGGAAAAAACUUCAGGUGUUUGACGCUAAACCUGAGAAAACUAUACAAACUUUUGCUCUCGAUCCAAUUUUUGCAAAGUACAUAAAGAUAGAACAGUUAAGUUAUCAUGGUUCAGAGCACUAUUGCCCUUGGAGUUUACUUCGUGUGUUUGGCAACAGCAUGGUGGAGGAGUAUGUAGAGCUUGAGUCAGCUCCAGAGGAUGGUCAUGGGCUCGAUGUAGACGCCACCCAAUCGUCAAAUGUCAAUGGAAGUCGAAGUAAGCAAAGCGAAGGUAUUCUCAAAAGUGCUACUGAUGCUGUGCUGAAGUUUGUUACAGAAACGGCAAAGAAGCUUGUACAUGCAAAAGAAGAAAGCAACUCGACACAUAUUUGUACAAAUGCAUCAAACUAUACCAAAGACAAUUGCAGUGAACAUGUUCAAUCAAAAACUAUUGUGGAACUUAUUCCGCGCGAACGCUACGAAUCCAGUUGCCGUGAAAAUGAUGUGAAUAGGAAAAUAUGUGUUUCUAGUAAAAUGUGCUGUUUUUGUGGAAGAUCUUGUUAUUCUUACUCAAGCUUUUUGGAUAUAUUUUUUAAGAUGUCUGUAAGACUGUUCAAAGGACAAAAUUGUUAUUUUCAAGCUGUAAGAAAAACAAGAAUUGGCAAUUUCUCGGGGAAUGAGCGUUUGCAUUUGACUAGUAUUAGAAAGUUGAGGAAUUUUGUUGAUGGAGUCGCAAUCUCCAAUACAAGUUUGAUGAACGCAACUAAUGAAACAAGUAUUGAAGAAAAAGCAAUUAAUGUAUCUUUGAUGUCAAAAGGCGCCGAAAUAAAUGGCGCGAAUGGUGAAAAUAAAAAAGAAUUAAGGGUGAAUAACAGUAUCAUAAAUGAUGAUGGGACAUCCAAAAUCGAUAUUUAUUUCGAACGAAGUUUGUCCUCCGAUUCGUCUACUAUUUUGGAUAACUCCCCCUCCACUACGAAUAUUGCAAAAUCUACCAUGGCAAAUUCUGAUAUCUAUGAGCAAACUGUGUCGUCUGUUACGCCGCUAGCACAACCACCUUUAGCUGAAAUAAAGAAACGUCAUUCAAUAAACGAAUUUCCGAAACAGAAAUCAUCUUCACAAUCUUUUCACAAAAUAAAUCCUAGUAAAACCAAUGAAUCUGACAUAAAUCUAUUUGAACAUUCCAUUCCAUUUUCUUCAUCAAGAGUUGAAUAUCAUGCAUCUGUGUCAAUUACCCCGCCAGAGGUGCAUGCAACUUUGGAGAUUAAAAACUCGGUCAAAGUUGGCAAAUUUGAUGGUAGCGAUGUGUUUGAUGAAAAUGAUCAGGCACUAGCAUUAUCUGUGAUCGAGAAAGAGCGAAAUGUUGAUCAUGAAAGGUCGGAAAUAAUGAGUAACGAUGAGGGAGAGGUGCCUAACUCACACGUUGAUGUACUUAAGAUAACAUUGACUGAUGCGGAGACGAAGGAAGGGACUGCAGAACCUGAAAGUGUAAUUCUUCAAGAUGGUGGAAAAGAAAAAGAGAACAACAUUGUGGACCUAAAGAAGACGGAAGGGGAAAAACUUGAGGUUAAAUUUUCUGUAAGCGAAAUUCCUUAUCAAGAAAAGAAAACGAGUGGGGCAUCCUUUGCCACGGAUGAAGAAAAAAGUCCAGUUGGGUCUAGUUUAAGCUAUGUAAACGAUUAUGACCACAUGAUCCAUUCAAAACAUUGGAAAAUGACUGAGAAAGAAAUAUCAACUUCCGAACAAGCUACUAUCGAAAAUGGUCAUGGUCACGAAACGAGAGAAUCUAUAUUUGUUAUGUUGAGUCGUAAAAUUAGAGCAUUAGAGCAGAAUGUGACAAUGACGAAUUUGUUCUUGGAAGAGCUUAGCCAAAGAUAUCGGAAAUCAUUGGAUGAAAUGCAGAAGAAAGUGGAAAAAAGAUUGAAUGCCUUUUCAAAAGAUUACCAAUUUCUCACGGAAGUGAAUUCAUCCCAAAAUUUUACUAUCUAUACUUUGGCUUCCAAAAUCAAAUAUCUUGAAGAAAAAUUGAAUAAUGUGACGUCGCGUUUGAACGUAAUGAAUGAAGAGGUUAUGGAGCGUCACUUACUUGUUAUUUGUUUUCAUCUUUUCAUCGUUUUUGUCUUGUGGCUUUUUUUACGAUUCAUCUGGACAAAUUGGUGGCCUUUUGUAUUUCGACAAUACCCUAAAAGCCCUGUUGUUGUCCUUGGAAGUGAUUAUACCCAACAAAAAGGAACAAAACGAGACGCUAAACACGAAUGUUCAGAAGAGAUUUCCAAUAAAAUUAAGUCUUCAACUAUUAAAGCAGAAUUUACAGAGACGAAACGUCGUAAACGUCGCAAGCACCGUAAUGCACCUGUUCUCAAAGAGAAUGCCUUCGAAAACUCAUCCAGCGUUUAUGGUAACAUUGUUUCUCCCUCGGCUGGUCUUCUUUUUAAUACGCAACCAUCCGAUGAAGUUUCGUCAACAAUCUCAUUAGUUCAAGAAACUUUGCGAUGCUCUAGCGCCCAUAGCUUAUGAGUGAUGCCCAUUUUAAUCACCUUUAAAUUAAAUGCGAAGUAUUCAUCGUUACCAAAUUAAUAUUAGGGAUGAUUUCGCGUUUGGAAAUAGUGUUUGUACUUGAGUAAAGGAGCAAGUUUUCUCGGAGCACCGUUAUCUUGAGCACUGGGAAGGUUCUUGUGAUUUAGUUGUUGUAGAUAGUACAUAGAUCCAAUAAGAGUGACUGUGGAUCAAAUUUUGGUAGAAGUAAAUUUUUUUUGCCCUGCAUGUAUACUGGCUUUCUCUUAUACUACAACUUCAUAUUUUUUGAUGGAUGACACAGUUCUAUGCAUUCUUUUUGUAAAAUUGUUAUAGGAAGCUAGUUCAUGCAGAUAAAACAGUGUAAAUACUUCCGCCGUGUUAGUAAAAGGUAUAAAUAAAAUGAUAUGGAACGGUUUUUGUCCAUCAUAGAAUCGUUAAAUAAA